Messenger RNA from Marchantia polymorpha subsp. ruderalis, 962 nucleotides. NCBI's taxonomy places the organism in Eukaryota, Viridiplantae, Streptophyta, Marchantiopsida, Marchantiales, Marchantiaceae. The record is from the annotation of a GenBank genome assembly.
UUCUGAAUCUGGUGUUCUCGAAGUCCUGAGUGAUAUUCUUCUGUUCGCCCAAGCUCUGCAGUACUCAGGCUCUGGGACUUGUAUCGGUAGAUAUGAAUGCUGAGCUGACGAAUUUCUCGAUCAAGAUGGUGAGCAGUACGAGCAAGAGUUGCAUUGUCCGCUAUGUUCACUUGGAAGUCUCAGAUCAGAUUAGCCCGCCGCCGGCGGGGGAACGGAGGCGUUUUGCAGGUAUGGAGGUUUGAAGGGAUCACGGUAGGGAUUAGUGCGGAUGACGAAUUUUGUAGAAUGUGAAAUGCACGCAGGCCGGAGAUCGGUGGAUAAGAAACCGGCAGAAUAUCUUUGCACCGGUGCCGGACCCUUCCUGCCCAUGGGUGGAAACUGUAUGUGUGGCGGCGGAGGAUCUGGUUGCGGCCGCUCGCUGUCAGAAGCGACCUUUCGAGCCUCUGGUUUAGAAAGCAGUUUGUAUAGACCACACCCCAUGGCCCAUCCUCAACUCCUCAUUCGGCCAUGCAUCGAUUUCAGUCGAUGGCCUGCGUCUCUGAUACCAGACAUCGUGGACCCUUCCUCCAUCGUUUGGACCUUGACCCUUAAGAUUGCUGCCAAGUCGAGGAAGAAUAUAAAGCGAGCCAGUGUCGCAGCCAAUAUUCCUCUAGCCCUUGGCCUCCUCAAGAUGGAAUUAUAAUGACAGCUUUGAGGAAUUCAGUUGUCCCGUGUCCCGGACCCCAAUGGUAGCGAUCAGGUGAAAACAGUGAUAAUUCUUCGCCAUUUUAUGACCAGCAUUGCGCUGUGUCGUCUCUGAUCAGGGCGAUCGUUUCUUUGGGUUCGUGUUCGAUAUUCGGAAUGAAUAAUAUGCUCUGGAUACCUCAUCAAUCGGGUUAUACCGUUAAAUUGGAUCAAAUCCGGGGAGAACAAGUCGCACAGAAUAGCAAUUCUCGCCGGCUGCAUCCUCUGGAGAAUAGCGU